Octopus sinensis (East Asian common octopus) is the source of this 1746-nucleotide messenger RNA. Its product is annotated as gastrula zinc finger protein XlCGF49.1-like. The transcript has 4 exons. Lineage: Eukaryota; Metazoa; Mollusca; Cephalopoda; Octopoda; Octopodidae. The record is from RefSeq and is a predicted model, not a curated record. Gene Ontology annotation, biological process: regulation of transcription by RNA polymerase II. Gene Ontology annotation, molecular function: DNA-binding transcription factor activity; RNA polymerase II cis-regulatory region sequence-specific DNA binding. Bases 790 to 1401 code for a protein of 203 amino acids.
UAUAAUCUUACCUUGUUAAGUAACACAUAGGAAAAAGGAAGCAAGUUGACAUUCUGCUUCCGUCAGCAAAACGGUGAGAAGAUAACGCGUGUAGUUUCUGCGUUUAUUCAACUAAUAUUUUAUACUUUUCCAAAUUACAGAACACCCUUAAUAUAAAAUGGACGUGAAAAGGGAUUGCGUAUCAAGUCAAUGUAACUGCAUAAUUGAAAGUUUGUUGAGUAACAAGUUUUCUUCGAGAACUUACGCUGAAAAAGUAUGUACUGUUCAAAGGGGUAGACCAAUGCCUGAUGUUUCUUUAACGAGUAAAGCAAAAAAUUGUAUUCGAAAGUUUAGCAAAGUGCAAUAUGAGAAGACAAAGUGGUUAGCAGCUUGUUCUGGCUUCAAUAAAUUUUACUGUUGGCCCUGCCUGUUAUUUAACAACGAAAGAGAACAUCAGAUGACAUUGGCAGGACAGAAUAUUUUUACUUCAGUAUCCUGGAAGAUAGCAUACAGAACAGAUGCAUAGAUGAGGAAUUGCAUUGAAAUUUCUUUUGUAAACGAAAUUUCUCAAAAGUUGCUGUUUGGCUGUUUGGAAUGUGUGCACGAUUUUUGGGACAUGAUUAAAGUUGAAUGAAUUUGCAGCAUCUUUAGAUAUCAACAAAGAUCACUGCUGUUAGAAAUAUAGGUGUUAAAAUAUUUGUGAUUAAACUAUAAAUACAACUAUAUAUAUAUCUAUAGUUUUGAUAGAGGAGAAAUUAUUUAAAAAUCUAUUUGAGAAAGUGAAAGGACGGAGUUUAUUUUCCUCAAGAGAUGGCAGAAGUGACAGAGAAAUCAACAGACAGUAGUGAUAUCUGUGAAAAGUCAUCCUCUCAAAAAGGUAACAUCUUGACUCCCAGACGAACUCCCAAAGAAGCAAAGCUACAUCACUGUGAUGUUUGCGGUAAAAUCUUUUCUCAAAGUAACUACUUGGUUACACACAUACGUGUACAUACAGGUGAGAAACCAUAUCACUGUGAUGUCUGUGGUAGAUCAUUCUCUGAAGGAAGUCAUUUGACAACUCACAAACGUACACAUACAGGAGAAAAACCAUAUCUUUGUGAUAUUUGUGGCAAAACGUUCUAUCAAAAAUGUCACUUAAACGAACACAAGUACUUUCAUACGGGAGAGAAGCCAUUUCACUGUGAUAUCUGUGAUAAAUCAUUCUCUCGUAAAAGCCACUUGACUUCACAUCAGAACAUUCAUACAGGAGAGAAGCCAUAUCACUGUGAUGUCUGUGGUAAAUCUUUCACAGAAGGAAGUACCUUAAGUAAACAUAUACGUAGCCAUUCAGGAAUCAAACCUUUUAAAUGUGAUAUCUGUGGUAAAUCAUUCUCUCGGACAAGUAUCUUAAAAAAUCACAAACUCAUCCAUACAGGAGAUUAGCCAUAUCACUGCAACACCUGCAGUUAAUCAUUAUCUAUUGUUACUUGAAUGGGCACAAGUGUAUUCGAUGCAUCACAUUCUGAAAGGAAUUAUCUUGAAUAAUCCACAUAUAGACUCAGAGAGAAGAGAAUAUCAAGAAUGUAACCCCAUCCAUGGUAAAGUAUUCUCUCAAAGCAGCCACUUAGCUACACCUGUAUAUAUUCAUACAGAAGAUUAACCAUAUAAUGUCAAAAAUCUUUCCAUAAAUCUCAUGUUAUAUAACCAUCGGUGUAUUUGUUUGACAAAGAAGAUAUAGCAAUCUUCGGACACUUUGUAUAACCAUAUCUAUGUGAUCGGAAGAGCGUC